AUGAGAGAUAGAGGGGGCGAUAGACAGAGAGAUAGAGGGGGCGGGAGAGCGGGCCAAAGUCCGAACCGGAUCGCAGCGGGGCUGCAGCGGGCGCCGGAGGCCGCGUGCGAGCCCACCGCCGCGUGCGAGCCCAGAGCCCCCAGCGAGCCCGAAGCCCCCAGCCAAGCCAGCGCCGCCCGCCAGCCAAACGCGCCGCCACGUGCGCGCUGCGAGUUCUUUCUCACCCGCAAGCGCCGCCGCUGCGGGAUGACGCGCCAGGCCGCGAUGCCCUAUUGCAGCGAGCACAUGGCGCAGGUCGCGGGCGACGGCGGCGGCGGCAGCGGCGACGCGGGUGUCCGGGCGGACCCUCGCGGGCGCCGAGUUCCGUGUCCGCUCGAUCCGCGACACACGGUGUGGGAGCGCGACGUGGCGCGCCACACGCGCCGGUGCAACCGCGCCAAGGAGGCCGCCGAGCAGCGCGCGCGCGCGUUGGACCCGGCGGCGGCGCCGUGGUACGCGCCGGGGCUGAACGCGCAGGUGGCGUCGGAAAACGACGCGCCCGUGGAAAACGACGCGCCCGUCGCCGUAGCCGCCGAGGUCGCGCACGCCGCCAACGCCGCCGUGCUCCGCGCGCUGCCCGUGCUGCGGCGCGUGUACGCGCAGCACUUUGCAGACCGGCCGUUGCCGCUGCAGGUGCGGGCCGACGACGGCGUGGUGCAGCGGCGGUUCCCGCAGCUGGCCAACCGCAAGCACGCGGUCCAGCAGGCGUCGUUGAUCCAGCACAUGCGCGAGGCCGGGCUGUUGGAGAGCGCACCCGCGGCCGGCGCCACCACGUUCAUCGAGUUCGGGUGCGGCCGCGCCGAGCUGUCGCGCUACGUGAGCCAGAGCGUUGCCGGGUCCGCGUGCGGGUCCGAGCGCGGUUCCGAGCGCGGGUCCGAGCGCGGGUCCGAGCGCGGGCCCGCGCCCGCGCCCGCGCCGCCGCCCUGCUUCGUGCUGGUGGACCGCGCCUCCAACCGCAUGAAGUUCGACUCCAAGUUUGCCGAGGACUGGGCGGCCAUCCGCGGCGGCGGCCCCGCGCCGCGCGUGUGCCGCCGCAAAGUCGACAUCCGGGACCUGCGGAUCGACGCGCUGCUGGAGCCCGGGGCGGGCCCGGCGGCCGCGGAGCCCGCGGAGGCGGCGGCCCCCGGGGCCCCGGCCCCCGCCGACUGCGUCGCCAUCUCCAAGCACCUCUGCGGCGUCGCCACCGACCUCACGCUCGCGUGCGUGCUCAAUAGCCGCCAGCUGCACGCCCCGCACCGCCGUCUGCGCGGCAUGGUCAUCGCCAUGUGCUGCCGGCACGUCUGCGACGCGCGCCAGUACGCCAACCCGGAGUUCAUCCGGGGGCUGAUCGCGGGGGACGACGUGGGUUACCCGGAGUUCUUCCUGGCGCUCAAGAAGAUCGCGUCGUGGGCGGUGUGUGGGCGGCGCGCGGGCGUCGCGGACCACGACGUGAGCCAGCAUUUCACCGGGCUGCCCGUCGUGCAGCGCGAGCAGCUGGGCGAGAUGGCGCGCCGCAUCAUCGACGAAGGCCGCGCGCAACUGCUGCGGGACCGCGGCUAUGCGGUGUCGCUGGUGCGGUACGUCGGGCGGGAGGUGUCGCUGGAGAACGUGGCGAUGGUGGUAAAGGAGCGGACGUAG
Messenger RNA from Lachancea fermentati, 1656 nucleotides. The record is from the annotation of a GenBank genome assembly. NCBI's taxonomy places the organism in Eukaryota, Fungi, Ascomycota, Saccharomycetes, Saccharomycetales, Saccharomycetaceae.